AUGAAUUUAAUGAAAAGACUUAACAUAUUCAGUAGUUUAUUAAUUAGUAGAAGUGCUUCACUUAAAAUGAAGAUAGAAAGGAUGGCUCCUGUUAUUCCCAUCUCACUAGAAACUUCCAGCUCGAAAGCUGCAGAGUAUCUUGCCACUGGACAAGUUAUCGCAGUCCCUACAGACACGAUAUAUGGUUUAGCUUGCAGUGCCAACUGUCCUGAAGCUAUAAAGAAACUAUACAGCAUAAAAGGCAGAGAUUCCGCCAAACCAGUAGCAAUAUGCGUAACAUACAUUGAUAAUGUACGUAAAUGGGGCAACGCAGGACAUUUAAGUGAUGAUUUACUGAACAGUUUACUACCUGGCCCUGUUACAGUAGUGUUAGAAAAGACCAAGGAGUUGAAUAAUCCGUAUCUCAACCCGAAAACUACUAAAAUUGGUAUUAGGAUACCUGAUCACAGUUUCAUCAAUAAAGUUACAGAGAAUUUUGAUAUGCCAAUAGCACUGACUAGUGCUAACUUUAGUAAUGAGCCAUCUACACUGUCUGUAAAGGAGUUUGAACACUUAUACUGUCAUUUGGGGGCAGUAUUUGAUGGAGGCAUGCUAAGUCAAGGCUUGGACCAAAACAGGACGGGUUCUACUGUGGUGGACCUGUCCAAAAUUGGAUGUUAUAGUAUUAUAAGAAGGGGUAUAUCAUACGAACAUGUUGUGAAAGUUUUAGAAGAGAAUGGUCUAACCAGUUGUUAAGUUUGUUUUUAAGACAUUAAUCAGUGAGGACAUGUUUCUUCCUAUCACUAAGAUUAGAGUGAAUUCUUAUACUUUUUGAGUAAAAGUGAUAUUAUGCCUCCUGUUGUAUGCUAAAUACAAUGUUACUUUGACACUAUUAAAGUUAUAAGUGUACCUAUGAUUGGUUAUUAUUUAUUGAAAUAAAAUAAAUCAAAACAAUU
Molecule: messenger RNA, 935 nt
Organism: Leguminivora glycinivorella
Lineage: Eukaryota; Metazoa; Arthropoda; Insecta; Lepidoptera; Tortricidae
Gene: Tcs1
Product: yrdC domain-containing protein, mitochondrial
Exons: 1
Coding region: 1-735 (244 amino acids)
Biological process (GO): regulation of translational fidelity
Cellular component (GO): cytoplasm
Molecular function (GO): tRNA binding; nucleotidyltransferase activity; double-stranded RNA binding
Source: RefSeq, a predicted model, not a curated record